Messenger RNA from Prorocentrum cordatum, 5613 nucleotides. NCBI's taxonomy places the organism in Eukaryota, Dinophyceae, Prorocentrales, Prorocentraceae. The record is from the annotation of a GenBank genome assembly.
AUGCAGAUCUACUCGAAGUAUAACCCCUCGAAGUGCGGAGACGUGGACUCGCUCCUCGCCAAGUACAGGGGGCGCGAGCGCACCCUGUACCUGGGCAUCUGCGAAAAGUACAAGGUGCCUCCGACCGGCAUCGGGCAGCCGCCUGGUGGGGCGCCCCCGCCCCCGCCGCCGCCUCCGCCCGCUGGCAGCCCGGACCAACCCCCCCAGCCGGGUGGCGGCGCCGCCGCUGCGGUGGACGAGGAGACCGUGGCGAAGUACAAAGAGCUCAUGAUCGAGAUUUACAAGGAGCACAAUCCUUCAAAAGUGGACGACGUGGACAACCUUUUGACCAAGUACCGCGGACGCGAGGAGCUCGUCUACCGCGGCAUCUGUGAAAAGUACAAGGUGCAGCCGAAAAUCCCCCUCAAGAAGUCCGACGAGGCCGAGGCCCCAAAGAGCGGAGUUGAGAAGUACAAGCCCCUGAUCUCAGAGAUCUACGAGAAGCACAACAAGGAGAAGCUAGGCGAGAUUGACGACAUCCUCGCGAAGUACAAGGGUAAGGAAAAGACGCUGUACCUGGCCGUGUGCCACAAGUACAACAUCGAGCCGAAGGUGCCCGCGAAGAAGGACAAAGGGGACAAGGACAAGAAGGGCGCGGACGACGAGGCGCAGAAGGCAGAGGAGGAGCGCAUCGCCAAGGUCAAGCCUCUCAUUCGAGAAGUCUAUGCGGAGCACAACCCCGCCAAGCUGGAGGACGUGGACCAGCUCCUCUCGAAGUACAAGGGGCGCGAAGAGCAGCUCUACUUCGGAGUCUGCGAGAAGUACGGCGUGGAGCCCAAGAUCCCCAAGCCAGCCCCUGCAGAGCCUCCUGCCGCUGAUGCGGCUGGCCCGCCUGACAACGCAGGCGCCACGGCCGCAGCAGAGCCGCCCUCGAGCGCGGCUCCGACCUCCACGGCGCUCGUGCCGGCCGCCCCGCAGCAAGGGGCCGCCUCGCAGGUGGGGCUGCGGCAGGUAUACUGCGACUUGAUACGGGACGUCUACAAGGAGCACAACCCCGCGAAGUUGGAUUCGGUGGACGGGCUGUUGGACAAGUACUUGGGGCAGGAGAGGGAUCUGUACCAGCUGAUCUGCAAGAAGUACGACGUGAAGCCGCAAGACCCAGAGGGACUUGGAGACUUGGAUUGGUUAACCAACGCGGAGGAGAAGCUUUCGAGUCUCCUAGAGGGUUUGAUAAGCACGGUGGUCAUGCACUCCUCGGGCCUGACCGCAGAAGACGCCGAGCAGAUGGCCGCGUGGGACAGGGUUCGGCCGAGGCCCCCUCCCUGCACUCGCAAGCACCAGUUCGAGCUGAAGCACUUGGCGUCGGCACAGCUGGACGCGCUCUCUAAGUCGCUGCAGGGCCAGGAGGGCGCCAGGUGGCGCAAGCUGCAGGGGAAGUGCGCCGGCGCCGAGGUCAAGGAGCCUCAGCGCGGAGCCCCCCUGACCGUGGUUUCCGACGGCGGCGGGCCCAAGGGACGCUGCCCUUUUGACGCUGCCGUGUCGCAGCUCACGGCCGCGCUGUCCACUGCAGUGCGCGACUGCAUGGACUCGGACGACGAGGGCACAACGCAGCAGCGGUUCGAGAAGUGGGCCGUGCCGUGGUGCGCGGAAGAGGCAACCUACGUCUCCGCCCCGUCGGGCGAGAAGAAGGAGGUUGGCAUCGAGUACAGGCGCGGCUGCUGGACUCCUCGAAAGCACGCGAAGCACGCGCCGCUGCCUACGCACUCUGUGAGCCAUGGCCUCUGCGGCCCCGAUGUGGAGGCCCGCCUGCCGCAGAUGUGGCGGGAGCUCGCGGACAAGUUGCAGGCUGGCUUCGGGGCGCUCACCUGGGGCAGGGACAUGCCGCUGGACGCGGUGGUGGUCGUGCAGACGGGCGCUGGGCACCCGGCGUCGCCGCCAGCCGACGGCAUGCUCGCCGGCUGCAGCGCCGCAUCCCCCAGCGCUUCGGUCAUCGUCACGGCACCGUCGGAGGAGGACUUCGAGAAGGCGAAGAGCACCGCCUCCGCCGUGUUGGGGCGGGUGAUGGGCGAGCUGCGGCUCGACGCGCUCUUCGUGCCCAGCUCGCUCUCCAUGCCGCAGCAGCGCCAGAAGGGGCGCGGGCUCGCCGCCGGCAUGGGCGCCCCCCCAGUCGGCCGAGCCCUGCGCGGGGAGGACGACCGCGACGGGGCCGUGUCGUCGUCCUCCAGCUCCUCUUCGGACGCGGAGGCGGAGUCCGAGGAGGUCAUGUCCGAUGCAGAGCCCACGGAGACCUAUCGGCCUCUGCGCCUCAACCGCGUGGGGAUCCGAGACGCUUACCUGCAGGGGCUGCUCUGCCUGAACUGCGACGCCGCAGACCACAAACACCAGGACUGCCCCUUCCGGAAGAAGGUUUGUUGGAAUUGCCACGCGAAUCAUUCUGGCAACGAGUGCCCGCAUCGAUGCCGGUUCUGCAAGGACCGCCACGACUACCCUCUCUUGGAGUGCGUCAAGAAGGUGUGCCGUCGCGUGAACGAUUGGAAGAAGUCCAAGCCAGCACAGGAGCAGCGAGGUGUGCUCUCCUCUUUCGAGCAGCUGAUGAUCAAGCUCGAGGGAUUCGAGGACCUGGACCUGGCGAAGCACAACCGCGAAGUGCAGGUUCUCAUCAAGGGCCUAUCAGAGCAAGGCGCCAUAUUCCCUGGCGACAUGAACGACCUCGCAAUGUCUGUCAUGGACAUGAAGCCUGCUGUAAAGGACAAGGUAGAGCCCGUGAUACCGCCUCCGCCAGCGGGGCCGCCUCCGAAGCCUUACGUGGCCCCGAAAAUUCCGAAGGAGGUGCCGCCCAUGAUGCCCGAGAACAAACACCCCUGGUCAGAGAAGAUAUUCCUGGACGAGCUGCUGUCACGGGGGAUGUAUGGCGCCAAUAUCAUGAGUCGUAUCAUCGGUCGAGGUGGAGCCCAUCACAGGCGCAUGGAGCAGGAGAGUGGCGCCCGCGUGUUCUUCCGCGGGCUGGGCGUGAGCGGCCGCGAUGCAGACCUCAGCGAGCCAAUCGACUGCCGCUUGCACAUUUCCGUCAAAGGCGAGGUGCCCCAGCAGGCCCGCAGAGUGAGGGCCAUCGUGAAGGAGAUCGUUGCGGAACUCGAUAAGGAGAUUGCCGAGAGUGGAGAGACUGGGCCAUUGUUGGACAAGCCUCGCGACCCCGACGCGCACCAGUUCGGAUUCCUGAUACCGAAGGGUACCGGGCCCGAGAACGAGGAGCCCUUGAAGUUCCGCUUCCCAGAGGAGGACGGCCAGACCUUGAACGACCUGCUCGUGUGGCUCAAGCAGGCCAAGCUGCCUCUGGAGCUCGACUCCGACACGCAGUGGCGGACGACGUUGCAGGUCACGCCCUCGGAGCCCCCGCUCCCGGACGACGCGCCAGAAGAGGCGGAGGCCGUCGCCGAAGCGCUGGACAAGCUCAUCGGCCAGUGGCAAUCGCCGAGCCCCUACUGGUUCGAGGAGACCGACCUGCGACCAACAGGGAUAUGGUCGUCGCUCACAACGAACGAGAUUGGUGAGGGCGCAGGCCCUAUACUGCUCCAGCAGGGGCAGGGGGUUCGCCUCAGCGCGAGUGCCUGCGAGCACUUCGCCUCGAUUCUGGAGCAGACCGAACUGCAGCAUGUGGCCCGGGCCAAGAUGGUGGCGGUGCUCGCCAGGCUCAGGGGUGUGGUCCGGCGAGCGGCCGAGGACGACCAGCUUUUGCUUUAUCUGUCUUACCCUUGGGCCUUCUUUGCCGAGUCCACCAGCCGGGGGCUGAAGCUGCCGUUCAGCCGCGAGCAGGUGCACAGAAUGCUCAUCGACUUGGGCCGAGUCGGCGGCCACCCGACUGAAACGAACCCUGCGCCGCCAUUCCGGGGGUUCUUCGUGGAGUGGAUGCCCGUGAAGGCUGGCGCCGAAGGCGCCAAGAAGGCCUACGUCCCGCCAGUCCAGGCUGGCACCAUGGCGGCCCUGCCCGGGCCGGCUCCCACCGCCCCGGCGGUGCAGGCGGCAGUCGCGCCGCAGUUUGCGGCAGCCCCGCAGCAGUGGCCGCAGGCGGCCGCUGCCGCGGCGCCGCCCUCCGCGCCGGCGCCGGGCGGAGGCUCCGGGGCGCCCCGGGGCUUCUGCAAGUACUGGCUGCCCGAGGCGGUGUUCGGGUCCGGGCAGGACCUGCGCGAGCUCAUCGCAGGGCCAGGGGGGGCUCACUUCGGGCACGUGCUCAAGAAGUACCCGUCCGUCGACCUGCGCAUCGAGGGGCAGCCCUCCCUCGCGGCGCCGCCGGCCCACCGCAUCCACCUGUCCAUGAGCACCGAGGUGUCCGAGAUCUUCGAGAACGCCGCUGCCGACGUGCUCGACCUCGUGGAGACCGUCUGUGACAUGGUCGGGGAGGAGCUUGGCAUGAGCGAGGAUCAGGUGGAGGGCCUGAUCCAGGAGAUCCGCGCCGAGAAGUACUUCGAGGCCCACGGCAUCCGCACGCCGCUGCCGCCCACGAAGCGCGCCGAGCCCGCCGAGCCUGCGCCGGCGCCCGCGCCCGUGCAGCCCGUGGCGCCCUCCCAGGCCGCGCCGUCGGCGGCGCCGACCGCGGCGCCGUCGUCUGCGGCGCAGGACCCUGCGAGGGACACCGCCGACUUCGAGUUCAUCGACGAGGACAUGGAGGCGGGCGAGGGCGGCGGCGCUGGCGGCGACUCGGACACGGAGGACGACGCCCGCACGGAGGCCCCGGACCUGCUGUCCGACGUCACCGACAACGAGGACGGCGUGGGGCGCGAGCCGUUCGGCACGAUGGUGCCGAUCGUGUUGGGAGGGUACUUAUCAGACAUUAUUAGGGUUUCGGCCACCCAGGGUCUCGACCUCAUAACCAAAGGCGACCUAUUCCCCACGGGCAAGGGCUCCAUCCACAAGACCUUCGUGCGCUCGCUCGGCGCAGUAUCCCGCGCCACGGCCUCGGGCUCCAUCCUGACGCGCAUGGCGCUCAACGGCAACAGGAUCGGCGACGACCACAUCGACCACGCGAUCGCUCGCCUCGCGGUCGCCUUCAAGACCUACAACUACCUGCGGGUGCAGCGCGAGAACCACGGGCUGCCGACCACGACCUGCCACUACACGAGGCUCCAGCCCGAUGGUGAGGACCACCCGAACUCCGCCAACGAGAUCAGGGUGCCCCUCCACAAGCAGGACUCCUACAGGAACAACGCAGCGGCGUGCUGGGCGCGGCUCUUCAGGGAGCAUCGAGGAUCGGUGAGCAUCGAGGAUCGAGUCGAGGAUCGAGGGACCUGCCUCCAGGCCCUGGGCCGCCGUGCUGUGCGGCUGGACCUCUGCCCAAGUGUCGAGGUCGAGCGCGUCGCCGACUUCCUCGCGCAGGGAGACAUGGUGGUCCGCCUGGACGUGCGAACUGCAGCGGAGUUUGCUGGCGGCUCGGUGCCCAGCGCCGUAAACAUUCCGGUGGACGAGCUCCCCAGGAGGCUGGGCGAGCUGCCGCAGGGGGCUCCGAUCGCGGUGUUCUGCGCGGCAGGCGUCCGCAGCGGCAUGGCCAAGGGCUUUCUGGAGGCCCACGGGUUUCAGGUCGAGAACUGCGUGAACGUUCAGGUCACGGCAGCGGCCCUGAACAUGCUGGAGUCGGAGUAG